Drosophila grimshawi is the source of this 994-nucleotide messenger RNA. Its product is annotated as probable 6-phosphogluconolactonase. Gene Ontology annotation, biological process: carbohydrate metabolic process; pentose-phosphate shunt. Bases 155 to 931 code for a protein of 258 amino acids. The transcript is spliced from 3 exons. NCBI's taxonomy places the organism in Eukaryota, Metazoa, Arthropoda, Insecta, Diptera, Drosophilidae. Gene Ontology annotation, molecular function: 6-phosphogluconolactonase activity. The record is from RefSeq and is a predicted model, not a curated record.
UGUCCAAUGACACUGUUAGCACAAACAAUGUGGCAACGCCAGCCAGCCAACAAAAUUAUAAGCAGCAGCCGCGUUGUACCAUUAUUCUCAAUAGUUUUUGAAAACUCAAAGCAGCAUUAUUGACAAGACCGGAUUAGAAUAGGCAGCGUAUCACAUGAACAUGUCCUCCAAUCGAAAGUGCCGCUUCCAUGUAAAUGUAAGCGAUACGGAAGAUAAGUUAGUGCAAAGUCUUAGUGAUGUGCUAAAACGUUGCUCGAGUCAAGCUCUUGAAAAUGCGAAAACAUUUCGCGUUGGCCUUUCAGGUGGUUCGCUCGUGCAGCUCUUGACUAGUGCUCUGGUUUCAAGUGGACUGGACACGAAAUGUUGGCAGUUUUUUUUCUGUGACGAACGUUAUGUGGCACAAGAUCACAAUGAAUCAACGUACUGGGCGUACAAAACUCAAAUGCUAACUAAACUACCAAACAUUUUGGAUAGCCAAUUUAUUAAAGCCGAUACGUCCGUGUCGUUGGAUAAGUGUGCCAGUGAUUAUGCUGAACGUAUUGUGAAUGAAUUCGGUACAAGUUGUCCAGUAUUUGAUUUGCUGCUCUUGGGCAUGGGACCGGACGGACAUACAUGUUCCUUGUUUCCGGAACAACCGGCUAAUUUGGCGGAAACCGAACGUUUAAUCAUUCCGAUUCGGGAUUCCCCAAAACCACCACCAGAACGUAUAACAUUUACGCUGCCACUGAUCAAUAAUGCCAAAGACGUCGUUUUUGUUGUAACAGGCGCCAGUAAAUCUGAUGUCGUAAAGCGCGUAUUUGCAGGCAUGGACAAAAAAUUUCCAUCUGCAUGGGUGGAGCCGACGCAUGGACAAUUGACAUUGAUUGCAGACAGUGCCGCAGGAGAAACGUUUCUUGGUCAAACCUGUCAUUGUGCACAUGAAACCAACUAACUAUUGUAAAUAAUUUCUAAACAAUAAAGAUAUCUGGUGCUGUUUGCGUUGGCAUUUUGAAAA